CUCCUUGUCAGUCGUUGAAGCGGAUCCCUUUGUUACUUCUUUAACUUUACCUUCAUCAUCUUCCUCUAAUUCGUUCCGAACUUCUCUUAACAUAAUUUCUCCUACGAUUGGUAACUCGCAAAUUUCCAUACAACCGGAAUUGCCCGACGAUGAACUGAUGCCGCCUCCUGUUUCUAUUCCCGUUCGACAAUCAUCUCAGCAAAGACAUAGACGUCGCAGACACGCUGUUGUACCGUUACGAAUGACUCAUCGUAUUGCAAUGACUCAAACAACGCAACAAUUGGAGCAACUUGGUGAGAAUCCAUUUCAUAUAGGUCCGCUAAAUGAAAUUUGUCCUCACUGUGAUGCUCUAUUUUUUGUUGGUGAGAAGAAAAAUCGCCAAAACGUCCGUUUGAGCUGUUGUAAGGACGGGGCGUACACUCUGCCGAAUUUGAGUCAAUGGCCAAGGGCAAUAAAAAAUUUGUACUCAACUUCGGCAGAAUUUAGACAAGAGAUUCGUUCGAUCAACAGUUUGUUUGCGAUGGCUUCUUUUAAAACCAGUCAGCCUAGUGUUGAUUUUCGAGGGGAACAAGGACAUUGGUGCUUUAGUAUUUGCGGACAAAUUUAUCAUAUGCUCGGUGGGAUACCGAAAUCUCAAGAUCUUAGAAAUCCCACUUUGAAUCACUACUAUUUUCUCGAUAGCGAAGAGGCGCUCGAACAUCGUAACGAAUUUUUACAAUCUAGAGUGUCUCCUGCUACCUUGAGAAUAGUAGAAGAAUCAUUACGGGCAUGUAAUAGAUAUAUGCAAGCUUAUAAAACCGUCGGAGAAAUGGUACGCGAAGAACGUCGGCGACGACAAUUGGAUGAAGACGGUGAUUCCGAACGUAGAUUAAUCGUGGGUAUCGUUGCCAAAGGAAACAUCAAUAAUCAACGUCGAAAUUAUAAUUUGCCCGAAAGUCGCAGCGAAAUAGCUGCAGUCUUUCAAGGGGACGAGCCUCCCUUCCAAGUGGAUCUAAUUUUGUAUCCACAUAACCCUUCUGCGUCUCAGCCUCAUAUGAGGCAUCACGAAUUAAAAAAUCUCUCUCCAUUGGCAGAUCCGAUGGUUUACCCACUGUUAUUUCCCAAAGGAGAUAACGGCUAUUCUCAAGAUUUAGUCUAUUCUGACAGAAGACUAAAUCGAAAUAACAAAACCAAAAGCAUUACAUUCGGCGAAUUUUACAGGUACCGUACACAAAUUCGUGAAGGUUUUCCUACUUUGCAAUGCGGAGGAAAAUUGUAUCAACAAUAUAUUGUUGAUGCAUGGUGUAAGAUAGAAUCUAGUAGAUUAUGGUAUUUGCGACAAAACCAAGAGAAAUUUCGAGUCGCUCAAGAAACAGUUUUGCGUCGUAUAAAUAUCAAUCGCCAAGAACGCAAUUUAGCGCAAAUCGGCAAAUCGAUAGUUAUAUUACCAUCAAUAUUUCAGGGUGGCGAACGGAAUCGUCAAAGGCAAUAUCUGGAUGCUAUGACGGUCAUCGCCCGUCACGGUAAACCGGAUCUGUUCAUAACGAUGACGUGUAACCCUCGGUGGCCCGAAAUUAUAGAUAAUCUUGGUCCGCAUCAAAAAUGGGAGAACAGACCGGAUCUGGUCUGUAGAGUAUUCCACGCAAAAUUGCUGGAAUUAAUGGACGACCUAACGCAAAAACAAAUAUUUGGUGUCGUUAAAAACUACCACUACGUCAUCGAAUUUCAAAAACGAGGCUUACCUCAUGCCCACAUAGUUUUAACUAUGCAAACCGAUGACAAAGUGUUGGACGUCGAAACCGUCGAUGCUAUUGUACAAGCGUAUAUACCAGAUAAAAAUACGCAACGCAUCUUAUAUGGCCUUGUCAGAGAUUUCCACGUCCAUGCGCCUUGCGGACAAUUAAAUAUGUUCGCCAAAUGCAUGAUGAAUGGCCAAUGUAAAAAAUUUUAUCCCAAACCCUAUAGAACCCAUACUUCCCUACACAUGGGUGAUAAUAAGAGACCAGAAUACAAACGUCCCGACGAUGGUCGGACGAUUUAUGUAGAUGCUAAUCGAUGUCGGGUAACAAAUAGACGAAUUGUACCCUAUAAUGCUUAUCUAUUGAGCAAAUAUCAAUGUCAUAUUAAUAUCGAAGUGGUAGGCUCCCUCUAUACGAUGAAAUAUCUACAUAAAUAUAUACAAAAAGGCUCAGACUCUAUAACCCUGCGCAUCGGUGACGGUAAUAAUGAUGGGAAUACUCGAGCACAUUCCCAGCCAACGACUGAAUUGCAGAAAACUCCCAUCGAAACUUUGGUUAUCGAUGAAAUAAAAAAUUAUCAAGAUUAUAGAUACGUUAGUGCGAUGGAAGCGAUGUGGAGAAUUCUUGAAUUUAGAAUGCACGAUCGCUCCCACUCGGUGUUAGUGUUGCCUGUACACUUACCGGGCGAUAGAACGAUAAUGUUCGAAGAAUUAGAAGAAGCCAAUAACAUUGAAGCGCGUCUGCAAUCACGCUCAAAGUUAGAAGCUUACUUUGAAUUGAAUUCGCACGACGUUGUCGCUCGUACUUACUUGUAUCACGAAAUCCCUCAACAUUACACCUGGAACAAUAAAGAAUGCAAAUGGCAAUCCAGGCGUCAAGUAAGUAAGCAGAUCGGUUGUAUGAUUGAUGUAUCGCCGCUCCCGGGCCAAAUGGAACUUUUUUUCCUCCGACUGCUUUUAUCGCGAAUCAAAGGAGCGACAACGUACGAUGAUUUAAAAAAAAUUGAUGAUGACGGUACGACGACUGACACUUUCGAAGAAGCAUGCCGUAGAAAAAAUUAUAUUCGUCGAACCGACGAAUUCGAACGAGCUAUGAGGGAAGCCGUUCUAAAGCAGCACCCACGUAAAAUGCGUAAGCUAUUUGCACUCUAUUGUUGUAUCACAAUCGAUGAGGGUUUCACGGAAUACAACGCCAUUUGGCAUCAAUUCUGUGAAUAUAUGAUUGACGAUUUCGUGAAUCUGAAACGUCUCUCGUAUCAAAGAGCGGAGGAAGAAGCUUUUAAAGAAAUAAACGAAAUAUUAAAGAGAAAUAGAUCAAAUUUAUCUAUGGCAGCGUUAGGUAUACGUCCUAUCCACGAUAAUAAUAGAAGUGGUGCUGCUUUUAACCGUGUUCCCGACAUUGAUAAUAAUAUCAACUGCGAUUGUCAUUAUGAUUAUGGUGUAGAUUACGAUAAAGAUUUACCUAUAGCUUUGCGUUGUCGUCGUCGUCAUCUUAAUAAUCAAACUCAAAUUGACGACAACAAUUUUCAGUACGAUCCUAUAGAUCUCAACGUCGAUCAAAAAAGGAUCUUUCUGGAAAUUGUAAAAGUAGUAGCUCAAAUCGUUAACGUUCCUAUUCCUCGAGAGCUUAUCGAUAAAAUGAACGACGUUGUUUUUGAUGAUGAAAUUAACAAUUCCAUCAAUAAUGUCAACAAUCGUUUAUUUUACGUCGAUGGACCUGGAGGAACGGGAAAAACGUUCUUGUAUAAUUGUCUUUUGAAAGCUAUUCAACAGUAUUUCAAUAAAAAAACUAUCGCUGUGGCAUGGACUGGUAUUGCUGCCAAUUUAUUGAUCGGCGGUACUACAGUUCACAAAGCUUUCAAAUUACCAAUUAAUAUAACGAAUGAAACCAUGCCGGGAUGGCCUUUGGAAUCAGAACAAAGCCUGGCAAUACUCAAUGAAGUGGCUUUGAUCGUUUGGGAUGAAUCUCCUAUGACCCCUAAAUUAGCUAUUGAAGCUGUCGAUAGAUAUUUAAAAGAUCUAUCUAAAAGUUCUUUACCGAUGGGUGGCAAAUGUUGUUUAUUCGGUGGAGAUUUUAGACAGACUUUACCGGUAAUUAUAGGAGGCCAUAAGAAGGACAUCGUGAAUGCGUGUCUCAAACGGAGCGUACUUUGGUCUUCGUUUCGUACUUUCCAUCUCAGUAUCAAUAUGAGAGCUAGACAUUACGUUGAGAAUUACGAAGAAUUAGGUAAUCGAACUUUCGCCGAAUGGUUGUUGAAUUUGGGAGACGGUAAAAUUCAAUACGUCACUUUACAUCCUAAUUCAACAAUUUCUGGCAUUUUACCGGACGAUCUUAUCGAAAUUCCUCAUAUGCUUCGUGUAUCCAACAUCGAUCAAUUGAUUGAUUUUGUAUAA
Molecule: messenger RNA, 4111 nt
Organism: Diorhabda carinulata
Lineage: Eukaryota; Metazoa; Arthropoda; Insecta; Coleoptera; Chrysomelidae
Exons: 1
Coding region: 158-4111 (1317 amino acids)
Biological process (GO): telomere maintenance; DNA repair
Molecular function (GO): DNA helicase activity
Source: RefSeq, a predicted model, not a curated record